AUGCACGGCAGCGACGGCGGCUACCUGGAGUCCGCCGUGUUCAUGGCGGCGGGCCACGCCUGGCGGGUCUGCUGCUACCUCAACGGGGCGCGCCCGCAGGACGCCGGCUUCGUUUCGGUGUUUCUCAGGCGCGACGACGACGACGCUGACGCCGAUGCCGACGAGAACGUCGUCCACGCCGAGUACGAGUUCGCUCUAGUGCACCACCAAGGGACGCUGGUAAAGUGGCCGUCGCACUGCGAACGCGGGACCGCCUCUGCCUUCGACAAGGGCAACUCCUGGGGCUGCCCGCGGUUCAUCAGCAAGGAGGACCUGAAGCGUUCCAGGUUCCUCAAGGGUGACUGCUUCGCCGUCCGGUGCAAGGUCAUCGUCGUCCAGGUCCAGGAGUGGACCGUCCAAGAGGACGCGAGGCCUGCUGAGACUGAGACCACCGCUUGGAAGGCAUUGCUAAGUUAUGUGGUUAGAUAG
This is a messenger RNA of Aegilops tauschii subsp. strangulata, 468 nucleotides long. Its product is annotated as BTB/POZ and MATH domain-containing protein 1-like. NCBI's taxonomy places the organism in Eukaryota, Viridiplantae, Streptophyta, Magnoliopsida, Poales, Poaceae. Gene Ontology annotation, biological process: protein ubiquitination. Gene Ontology annotation, molecular function: protein binding. The record is from RefSeq and is a predicted model, not a curated record.